This is a messenger RNA of Eutrema salsugineum, 1490 nucleotides long. Its product is annotated as stomatin-like protein 2, mitochondrial. The transcript has 9 exons. Gene Ontology annotation, cellular component: membrane. The coding region runs from base 27 to 1229 and encodes 400 amino acids. The record is from RefSeq and is a predicted model, not a curated record. NCBI's taxonomy places the organism in Eukaryota, Viridiplantae, Streptophyta, Magnoliopsida, Brassicales, Brassicaceae.
GUCUUCUCCAAUCACAGCUAACAAAGAUGAACCAAAUCGCCUGUGGAAGAUCCGCCGGUAACACCGCAUUUUUGUCCCUCAACUACAUCCGUCCACUUUACGCAGCUCUGCCUCUUCUAUUCGCCGGAGCCACCGCCACCUCCACCUCCACCACCGUCCGCCGCCAGUUCAGCACUCCCGCGCGUACGCUCAACAGACUUCACUCUCCCGUCCCUCGUCAGACACCACUAUUCUCCGGCGCCACCGCCAUCGUCCGCCGUUACAGCAGCUCUCCCGGUCAUAAUUUCAACAGCUACCAAAUUGAGCCGCCGACGAACUGGGGAAUCCGGAUUGUGCCGGAGAAGAAGGCGUGCGUGAUUGAGCGGUUUGGUAAAUACGUAAAGACUUUGCCGCCGGGGAUUCACUUCCUUGUUCCUGGUGUUGAUCGUAUCGCUUAUGUUCAUUCCCUCAAGGAGGAAGCGAUUCCUAUUGGGAAUCAGACUGCUAUUACCAAGGAUAACGUUAGCAUCCACAUCGAUGGUGUUCUAUACGUCAAGAUUGUGGAUCCUAAGCUAGCUUCUUAUGGCGUUGAGAAUCCAAUCUAUGCUGUUGUACAGUUGGCUCAGACUACAAUGCGUAGUGAGCUCGGUAAGAUUACACUUGACAAGACUUUUGAGGAACGAGAUACUCUCAAUGAGAAGAUAGUGGAAGCCAUCAAUGUUGCUGCCAAAGAUUGGGGUCUUGAGUGCCUUCGUUAUGAGAUAAAGGAUAUCAUGCCUCCUAAUGGAGUGAGGGUUGCUAUGGAAAUGCAAGCUGAAGCUGAACGUAGAAAGAGAGCCCAGAUUCUCGAGUCUGAAGGAGAGCGCCAAGCCCAUAUCAAUAUCGCUGAUGGUAAGAAAAGUUCUGUAAUCUUGGAAUCAGAAGCUGCAAGGAUGGACCAAGUCAAUCGAGCAUCGGGUGAAGCAGAAGCAAUAUUAGCUAGAGCACAAGCCACAGCCAGGGGACUGGCCAUGUUAUCUCAAUCCCUCAAUGAAACUGGUGGAGUGGAGGCUGCCAGUUUGAGAGUUGCGGAGCAAUACAUUCAAGCGUUUGGCAACAUUGCUAAGGAGGGUACAACAAUGCUGCUUCCAAGUUCUGCUGCAAAUCCUGCUAACAUGAUCGCUCAAGCUUUAACAAUGUACAAAAGCCUCGUCCCCAAUGGAGGUCUCCAGCCAAACUCAUCCUCUGACAACGUGGUUACGGAAGCUUAAACUUUCACUCUCCUGCAUUGCACCUAGAAGCAAGCUUUGGUAGCUGAACUAGGAAGAUUUAUUCUUUUGACCUAGGAAAGAUCAUAAACCAAAAUUUAGCUUUCUUUUUCCCCCAUACGAAAGACAGUUAUCUUACCUUAUUAUAGUGGUUUUGCCUAGUAGAAAACAGAUCUAAACUCUAAUCUCAAGUAGAAAAGGGUUUUGCACAACCAGAUUUGAUCUUAAUAUUGGCUUUUAUUCUCUGAUAUCAUUAAUUCAAUA